Messenger RNA from Spea bombifrons (plains spadefoot toad), 833 nucleotides. Its product is annotated as cornifelin homolog B-like. The transcript has 4 exons. Gene Ontology annotation, cellular component: cornified envelope. Bases 142 to 474 code for a protein of 110 amino acids. NCBI's taxonomy places the organism in Eukaryota, Metazoa, Chordata, Amphibia, Anura, Pelobatidae. The record is from RefSeq and is a predicted model, not a curated record.
GGAGGGGGUCAAUAAAGGUGGAGGCAGCCUCACCUAGCGUGUGGCUAUUAGUAUGGAUUAUAAAUAACGGGCAAGCUCGGUCCGCACACACACACACACACAUCAUCUGUUCACCGAGACUCCGCGUAGCCCAAGAUCAAAAUGUCUUACCCAGUCGAAAUGCAGCCUACGGAGGUAAAGGGAUUUACCCCCUCUAGCAGCCAGUGGAGUUCUGAUGUCAUGGACUGUUGUGAAGACACAAGUAUCUGUCUAUGUGGGGGAUUUGUCCCUUGUAUUUUGGCUUGCAGGAUAGCCAAGGACUACGGAGAGUGCUGCUGCCUGCCUUGCCUAUUCGGCACAACGGUCGCCAUGCGCACAGGCAUGCGAGAGCGAUAUCACAUCCCGGGCAGUAUCUGUAACGAUUGCGUAUGCCUCACAUUUUGUAGCCCCUGCACUUUGUGUCAGAUGGCUCGUGAGCUGAAAGCCAGACAGUGAAGACAGAAGAGCCUUGAAGAAUAUCACCGGCAGUCAUACGUGGCCCCUCAAAACGAUCAAUCAUGGAUUAUAAAUGUCACAGAAUGGGUUAGAUCCCUCUUUAUGAAGCAACAUAAAGUAAUUUAGUUUAAAAGUAUGAUUUACAAAGAGCUGAGAAUACGCAUCCAGGACGUCGUACUCCAUCUUUAGACGUAUGGGUGCCGUGGGUAGCCCACGGAUAUUUGACGGAUGUCAGCUCAAUAAACUCAAUAAUAUUAUUAAGGAAAAUCUAUGUUAUAUUAAAUACAUGGCCAAGGGAGGGCUGCCAACAUUCAGCCCCGGGCUCGAUUUCAUCCAGGUGGACCAGUAAUAGAGCGGCC